CCUGGAGGCUGCCGCCGCGGCGGCGCCGCGCCCGGGCAGGGAGCGCGUUCCGGCGGGCCGGGCCGAGAGAACGCACGGGCGCGCCGGGGCGGGCUGGCCGACGGAACCAGCGGCGCCGUCGCGGGGCGCCAGGGCGGGGGGCCCGCGGGCGCCCCGCGCGCCAGUGCCGGGCGGCGCGGGCGAAGCGGGGCAGCUGGAGUGGCAGCUGGGGCUCUGGGGGGCCUCUGGUGGUGCUUGGAGAGCGCAGCGCCGGCGCGCACCUCACGCGGGGGGCGCAGCUCCAGCCGCAGCUCCCGUGGAGCCGGUCUCUUCGUCAGGGUCUGGGCCUGGUCUUGCUUACUUUUCGGUCUGAGCUCGACCGUCUCUGGAUGGAAUCUGGUGAGGAGGGGGGCUACAGUGCGACCCCGUGCCCGAGCGACCUCUUGGCGCGCGGGUUUUUGUCGCGAAGCGGCGCGGGGCACGACGCGAGCCGCUGCGGCCGCCUCUGCCGCCGACCCCAUAGUGGGAGGCCAGUGUGCGCUCUGCUCUGCGACUGCGCGACACGUGAUAGGCGAGGCGCGGGCCCCGUUGUACCGCGCGCACAGUGGUAGGCUACGGACCCAUGCGGACCCCACAAAUCGCGUUCGCAUCACUCUGUAUCACAGUGACUCCUCCUGCCACUCGCUCAGCGGGUUACUUCUUGCCUCCUAACACACUUGCCCAUCAUAUUUUUUCAGCCGA
Prorocentrum cordatum is the source of this 720-nucleotide messenger RNA. NCBI's taxonomy places the organism in Eukaryota, Dinophyceae, Prorocentrales, Prorocentraceae. The record is from the annotation of a GenBank genome assembly.